This is a messenger RNA of Octopus sinensis (East Asian common octopus), 5283 nucleotides long. RefSeq names its product phosphatidylinositol 4-phosphate 5-kinase type-1 alpha. NCBI's taxonomy places the organism in Eukaryota, Metazoa, Mollusca, Cephalopoda, Octopoda, Octopodidae. The coding region runs from base 1027 to 3918 and encodes 963 amino acids. Gene Ontology annotation, biological process: phosphatidylinositol metabolic process. The record is from RefSeq and is a predicted model, not a curated record. Gene Ontology annotation, molecular function: phosphatidylinositol kinase activity. The transcript has 21 exons.
UAUCAUCGCUAGGAAUUUCCCGUGAUACGCAUGCGCUACUUCAAUAAAAUCAGGCAAUGUGGCGGCAGCUGAUAUUGCUGCUGGCUGAACUAAGUAAUACUGCUACAUCAUUGGCUUUACCUAGUACUGCUGCUACUAGCAUUACUGUAUCUCUAUCACAACAACUAGUAGCACCCGGCAUUGUGGCCUGUAGAUUCCCACUACAAUGGAGACAGCAAAUGGAUGAAGGAACAAGGGUGUUGCUGUCAUGAAUGUACCACGAAAGCACAACGGAAAGUGCCUAUUAUUCAAUACUGCCUCUCUAUAACACUUCAAUUGACACUCCCUGUCGGAUAUUGCACGCCAUUGAUGCUAUCAUUACAAUCAUACAGAAUAACUGAAGUGGUACCACAUUACCUAAUGAGAUGUUCCUAUUCUAAACCGUGUUUCUAUCGUGCAGUUUCUCGUUAGAAUAGAUAACAUCUCACCUAACGGAUUAUUAAUUGCCUCAGUUGGUGUGUCGAUUUAUCAACCAAAUCGGAUGUUCCUUUUCUCAUUUUCUUGUAAUUAUCAUUAGAAUAUGACUAGUCAAAAAGCACUAUCAACAUUAGUUGCAUCAUAACUACCUUAUUAGUGUUUUAUGUAUAUAUAUAUGUUUAGAACACCCUCUGUUUUGUUUGUGGGGCAAAUAGUGGCUACUUAAUAAUCAGACUCUAUGUUUAUAGCAGGUGGUAAUUAAGUAUUGUAUUUCCUAAUUGAAAUUGAAUUAUAAACUUGCUAAUAUAUAUCGAUAUAUAUAUAUAUGUAUAUAUAAGUGUAUAUAUAUAUUAAAAAAAGAAAAAAAAAAACUAGCGUUUCAUUGAACGAGCGAAGAACACGGAGACAGGUAUAAUUAAGUUUCCACCGGAAGUGGAGGAGGGAGAUUCGUGUCUUAUCGUUUAUGAUUCUUCGGAGUAGAUUUCAUAAUUCAACUAUUUAUAAAAGUGAAACUGGUUUUGGAUCUGUAUAUGUGCUGUAGCUGGUCACCGCCGACCAACUUCCUUCAACAUGGCGACGGAAGUGAAGGAUGUGCUUGCGACUGCUAGCUCCAACACCACUAAGGCUUCCUCUACCACUAAAGACACUUCCCCUACGAUGGUGACACCCAACACUCUCGAAAACACUUCUGUAUCAGUUGUCUCUACCUCUAGUGCCCCCAAUACUACUGGGAUGAGCGCCUCGAAUCCUAGUAGUCCCAAUAUACCUGAAGUGCCAACAGAAGGAAAUGGUGGUAGUAGCCAGCCACAGCAAAAUACAACACAGCAACAAACAGCAUCUCAACAGACAGGAUUAUUACAAACUAGUGAUACCAAAACACCUACAGGUAGUGUACCACCACCUUCAACAACUUCCAUAUCCAGCAGUUCUCAAACCACUACCAGUCCUGUCGGUGCAGGCGCCGGCAUGAAAAAAGCUGAUAAACAGAAACCAAUGCCUCUAGAUACUCAUAUUUCUGUGGGACCAGGUCAUGGACCAAAAACUCCUUCGUUGGGGACGGCUAGAGAUCGUGAAAAGAAAAUCGGUCAUCGGAGGGUGGACGAAUCAGGUGUUGUGACAUAUAAAAAGAAACCAACCUCAGAAUUGAUGGCUGCCAUCCAACUGGGGAUUGGUCAAAGUGUUGGUGGACUCUCAUCCAAACCAGAGCGUGAUGUACUCUUACAAGAUUUUGCUGUAGUUGAAAGUGUGUUUUUUCCAAGUGAAGGUAGUAAUCUUACACCAGCUCAUCACUACAGUGAUUUUCGAUUCAAGACGUAUGCUCCUGUAGCGUUUCGAUAUUUCCGUGAACUAUUUGGAAUCCAUGCUGAUGAUUUCAUGCUCUCAUUGUGCACAGAACCCCUUCAGGAGCUUUGUAACCCUGGAGCUAGUGGCAGUAUAUUUUAUAUUACUGAUGAUGAUGAAUUUAUCAUAAAGACUGUCCAACACAAAGAGGCAGAAUUUUUACAAAAAUUGCUUCCAGGCUAUUAUCUGAAUUUAAAUCAAAAUCCACGAACCCUCUUACCAAAAUUUUAUGGUCUCUACUGUUAUCAAUGUGCCGGUAAAAAUAUCCGUUUUUGUGUGAUGAAUAACCUGCUGCCGUCUUCCAUCAAAUUAACUGAAAAGUAUGACUUGAAAGGUAGCACUUACAAACGGAAAGCGUCCCGACAUGAACGAGCAAAAGAAAGUCCCACAUUAAAAGAUCUGGAUUUUUUGGACAACCAUCCUGAUGGCCUCACACUCGAAAAAGAAACAUAUGAUGCUCUGAUCAAGACUAUACAAAGAGAUUGCCGGGUGUUAGAAAGCUUCAAGAUUAUGGAUUACAGUUUACUGGUUGGUAUAUAUAAUCUUGACCUCGCAGCUGCCAAGGAGAAAGAAAAAGAGAAGGCAUUCGAUGUGAAAACUGAUCCAGCUGCUCCUUUAAAUGUGAAUGAAGAUGGACCUGGUAGAGGAUGGGCAACAAUUAAAGCGCCUGCCACAGAUGACCGCGAACGCAGUCCACCAAAGGACAAUGGUCUGUUGAUGUCAUCAAAAACUAGUCAGUCAGUAAACCUUGCCCGCGGAAAGUCUAUACGCACGCGUUUAGCACAAUAUUCCACUGCAAUGGAAGCAAUUCAAGCAGAUACCUCAGAUCGGCAAGGGGAAACAGAAGACGAUGUUCAACUUGGAGGCAUUCCUGCACGAAAUAGUAAAGGAGAAAGAUUAUUAUUAUAUCUUGGCUUAAUUGAUAUUUUGCAAAGUUAUCGCUUGAAGAAAAAAUUGGAACAUACAAUGAAAGCAAUAAUUAUUGAAGGGGACACAAUAUCCGUGCAUCGACCUGGAUUUUAUUCUGAACGAUUUCAAAAUUUCUUUGCUAAUACUGCUUUUAAGAAAACCCAAACUCCCUUGAAGCAUUCCCCUUCCAAAAAGAAGACUUCCAUAGCUGGCCGGCCACGUUUUCCUACAACCAGUGAACUUGCUGCUGAUGCUGGACAGACCAGCAAGCAAUCCGACAGAAACCAACGCACUAUUAGCUUUUCAGAUGAAAGUGGUAAAAAGUCUGCUUUGGGAGGCAGACCAGAUAUUGUACCUGAAAACCAUGCCAGCUUAUAUGGUGAAAGGGAUUCUUAUCAUAGUGGAGAGUAUACAUAUAACAAAGACGGCCAGAGGAAAAUGAGAUCUCUUGACUCUGGAAGAUCUGGACUUACUGAUCAUGGGAAAAGUUCCACUUCCUGUAUGACUCAUUUUCUUGGAUUGAUAGGAGAUGGCUGCAUCUGCUCGAUGGUGAAUGCACCGUCUCAGGUGAAUUCUUUCUCUCGCUCAUCUCCUAGGACACGUAAAAGAUCUGAUAUGGUAUCUAAUGCAUCUUCUAGUCCAACCUUCACAAGAUCUGACAUGUGUGGAGGAGUAUUACCUCCAGCCAGCAGUUUGGGUCACUCACCUCCACUCAGUUUGUCUGAGUCUACACCUACUCAUACUGAGUACACAGAAGGUACACCGAGCUAUACAACCUCAAGUCCUAGUUGUUCCAGUGAUGUACUAGACACCAAAAGAAAGGUCUAUCCUCCCGGAAAGAUUAUCUCCAUGUGUAAUGAUCGGAUUCACUGUGGAAACUCUGUCAAACCUCACUGCCAGCACCUUGGUUUGACCAGAAAAUACAUAGACUGCGGAAGUAGAGCUAGGUUAAGCCAGAGUCUUCCGACUAUGUGGGCUUCGGCUUUGAGUAUGGAAAAAGAGUCCACAUGCAGUGACUCAUUUAUAGGCAGCUGUGAUUAUUCCUGUGUGUACCCUGGUGAAAAAUGGGCGGCCAACAGUCUGCAGUCAUUCUGUGAUGUUGUCAUGCAGGUUACUAAUUCACCAACCAACAGAGCAGCAGCUGCGGCAGCAACACUCUCAGACAAAGACACUGAAGAUGAAUCUGAUAUGGUUACAACACCACAGAGUUGAUGAGUUGAUUGCAACAGUAGCAUGUGACUGUUUGAUAUUUUAAUUUCCAUCUACUUUCUGCCAUCAACCUCAUUCAGAUUUCUCUCUCUCCUCGCUACCAAUUUAUCUAUCUGUCUGUCUGUCUAUCUAUCUUUCUCUCUCUCUCUCUCUCUAUCUAUCUAUCUAUCUGUCUAUCAGUCUCUCCAGUAAAAUUACCAAUCAGAAACAACUGCUCCUGAAAUGGAUUAUCCUAUUAGCAUAUAUGACUAAGCUGCCUUUGACUUGGUUAACAGACUUGCUACCCAAGUUUCAGGUUGACUCAACAACAGCAACAGCAAUUGCAGAAACCACAGCAAAUAUAGUAACCAUUGUUAGACAAAUUACUGUAAUUUCUCUCGUCAGACCACUUUUACUAUUAUUGACAAACGCAAUGGCAACCCAGCCAAAUGAAGUACUAAACACUUUGUUUCCUCAAGUGUUGUGAGAUCCUCCUCUGCUGCAGGCAGGCAUUGUGUUGCAAGAUAAUUACUUCUACUUGCUGCUUUUCAAAACAAAACAAAACAAAAAGACAAAAAAAAAAAAAAAAAAAACAUGGGAAAAAAGUUAAAAAAAGGCAUGUUGGCUAAUUGAUUAAUUAAUUAAUUGAUAAAUCGUCAUUACUAGUCUUUAUUCGGUAAAUCUAUUGAUAAUUUGCUCACACAUACAUGAUCUUUCUAGAAAUGUUUAAAAGAAGUAGUAUCUUGUUAAGUUAUUUUUUAACCAAAAAAACAAAAAGAAAAAAAAGAAAAGAAAAAAGUUGUUUUUUUUGAAGAAUUUAUAAUAUUUCUUCAUAGAUGGAUUACAUCAAUAAUUGAAUGACUUUAAUCAUGAAAGCUUACAGAACAACUUCUUUUGGUGAAGAUUCUUUCUCUCUCUUCUCUUCUUAGUAAGCCUCCUACUUAGAUCAUUUACAUCUGGUCGAUCUUUUAGAAGUUCUUUAUAGUGAUAUCAAUUCAGAUUAGGGCCAAGGUUAGUGCCAACCUGUGUUGCACAACAUACCUUUCAUUGUCCUGUAGAAUUCUUGUCUGGGCUUUCCUGUGGGGUUAGCCUUCUUACAUUGUUGAAUAAUACACACACACAUACACAUACCCACAGACAAAUCUCAUGGUUUCUAGCACUUUUGUCUUUUCCUACAACCAUAAUCUAUAGAAGAGAAAAAUCUGUUUUGCUCAGUUUGUCCAAUUAGUGUUAAAUGGCAUCAUACUGUAUAGAUGAAUUCUGAAUGAAGGUUGUUAGCAACACUCACGGCCAAUGAACCCAUUUUCUGAAGGUGUUGCCCUUAUCUUGAAAAAUAAAAAAAAAAUAAAAAAAUAAAAACCAAUAUACAUACACACAAAAAUACAAAUC